Alligator mississippiensis (American alligator) is the source of this 1465-nucleotide messenger RNA. It is a transcript of the gene PARVG, whose product is annotated as parvin gamma. Bases 248 to 1222 code for a protein of 324 amino acids. The record is from RefSeq and is a predicted model, not a curated record. Gene Ontology annotation, molecular function: actin binding. The transcript is spliced from 13 exons. Gene Ontology annotation, biological process: actin cytoskeleton organization; establishment or maintenance of cell polarity; cell projection assembly. Gene Ontology annotation, cellular component: cytoplasm; actin cytoskeleton; focal adhesion. Lineage: Eukaryota; Metazoa; Chordata; Crocodylia; Alligatoridae.
GCAACUGAAUGCAAAAUACCCAGUCUUUUUUCAUUCUCAUUUUGAUUUCUAACUGCUGUGUUCCAACACCAACAUUAUAAAAUUAGGUAUAUUCCCUAUGUCUCGGCUUUCUCUUUCAAAAUAUUUUGAUGGCCAUUUAUUAAUAUUUUGAGCUUACCAACAGCACUUUUUUGUCUUUUUCAAACCGGAAAUUACAAAGUUUAGACUUCACAGUGAUAUUGCCUACAAAAGAGUGAAAAAUAAUACAAUGGAGCCAGACUUUCUUAAUGCUUUUGCACAGUCCACUGCAUUUAAUCAAUUGCCAUUUGAGAAUGACAUUGUUCAAGGAGAAAAGAAAAAAGUCAUAAAACCAACCUCACGCAAUGACCCGAAACUGGAAGGACUACAAGUGUUACUGAUUGACUGGAUUAAUUCAAUCCUGAAACAGGAACACAUAAUAAUAAAAAGCCUGGAGGAAGAUCUAUUUGAUGGCCUGAUACUUCAUCAUCUCUUAGAAAAGCUAGGAUCUCUCAACCUAGACGUAGAGAAGAUUGCACUGACAGAAAACAAGCAGAGACAGAAACUUACUGUGAUUCUAGAAGCUGUGACCAAGUGUUUGCAAGUAGAGGAAAGCCAGCUGAAAUGGAGUAUUGAUUCUAUUUUGAAGAAGGAUUUGCUGAGCACAUUGCAUCUUCUGAUUGCCAUAGCAAAGCACUUCCAGCCUGAUCUGGCUAUCCCUCCAAAUAUUAAUGUGGAAGUAGUAAUAAUUGAGCGUACAGCGAAAGGCCUAAAGACGGAAAAUGCUGUGGAAUAUAUCACAGAUUGCAAGGAGACUUUAGAAGAUCAGUCAAAUACUGAUGCUUUUGAUGAAUUAUUCACCCAUGCUCCUGACAAAUUGGAAGCUGUAAAGGAGGUAUUUUUGCAAUUUGUCAACAAACAUGUUGGAAAAUUAGGAUUAAAUGUGAAGGAUUUUGAAAAUCAGUUUGCAGAUGGUGUCAUCUUACUGUUGUUAAUUGGACAACUUCAAGGUUUUUUCUUGAAUUUAAGGGAUUUCUUCCUAAAUCCAAGUUCUGAAACAGAAAUGCUUCACAAUGUUAACCUUGUCAUGGACUUGCUGACAGAUGAAGGAGUUCUAAAUGUUCAUCUCAACCCUGAAGAUAUCAUGUGCAGAGAUGUGAAGACCAUACUGAAGAUUUUAUAUUGCUUAUAUUCCAAAUACAAGACCAAAAAACGUGAAGACUGAAAGCAAGACAUAGAUUUUCCUCCUGGUGCAUUAUAAGAUCAAUUUUUUUGUUUCGUUGUGUUUGCCACUUUGCAUGUAUAUCCACCUGUGCUUGAUUUGCUUGCAAACAUGUGUUUAAUGAAACAUGUAUGAGUGGAAAGUUGCACUUAUAUAACUUGGGCUGCCAGCAAUAAAAAUAGGCAUGGUAGAUUUUGAUUUUGAUUUUUUAAAAAUAAUUUUGAAAUAAAUGCUUAAAAAUAAAAA